AUAAAUAGCUAGGGUUACGAAGUGGAGGGGCCUCUGAGGGGAGACGAGCGAGGGGUAGCAGGCGGCGGCGAAGUUCCAAGCGCGGAAGAGAGAGAGGAGAAAGAGAGGUCUUCCUCGCCUCCGCCAAGAUGGGUAUUUCCCGAGACUCUAUGCAUAAGAGGCGCGCAACGGGAGGGAAGAAGAAGGCCUGGAGGAAGAAGAGAAAGUAUGAGUUGGGCCGGCAGCCGGCAAAUACAAAGCUUUCGAGCAACAAGACUGUCAGAAGGGUUCGUGUUCGUGGAGGAAAUGUGAAGUGGAGGGCCCUUCGUUUGGAUACUGGCAAUUACUCGUGGGGGAGUGAAGCUGUGACCCGAAAGACUCGUAUCCUUGAUGUCGUGUACAAUGCCUCCAAUAAUGAGCUUGUGAGGACACAGACCCUGGUGAAAAGUGCCAUUAUCCAGGUUGAUGCUGCCCCCUUCAAGCAAUGGUACCUCCAGCACUAUGGUGUUGAGAUUGGUAGGAAGAAGAAGGCCCCAGCUGCUACCAAGAAGGAAGCAACAGAGGGGCAGGAGGGCGAAGGUGCUACCGAAGAACCAAAGAAGAGCAACCACGUCCUUAGGAAGCUGGAGAAGCGUCAGCAGGGUCGUAAACUUGACCCCCACAUUGAGGAGCAAUUUGGUAGCGGGAGAUUGUUAGCUUGUAUCUCAUCCCGCCCCGGCCAGUGUGGCAGAGCUGACGGAUACAUAUUGGAAGGGAAGGAGCUGGAGUUCUACAUGAAAAAGAUCCAAAGGAAGAAGGGCAAGGGUGGUGCCGGAGCUGCUUGAGUGGACUUUUGUUUAGUUGUUUGGUUCUUCAGUUUUAUUUUGUUUGAAUUUAUGUAGACUAAGAACAAGUAAUGGGUCAUUUGAAAUGUUGACAUGCAUUUGAGCUCUGUUAGAGAUGAGAACGAUAUACUGUUGCUAUAUUAAUCAUUAUAUUUCCCAACCAAAGCAUUCAAUAGCAGGUUGAUCUGACUUUAAAA
Molecule: messenger RNA, 1000 nt
Organism: Elaeis guineensis (African oil palm)
Lineage: Eukaryota; Viridiplantae; Streptophyta; Magnoliopsida; Arecales; Arecaceae
Product: small ribosomal subunit protein eS8
Biological process (GO): translation
Cellular component (GO): ribosome
Molecular function (GO): structural constituent of ribosome
Source: RefSeq, a predicted model, not a curated record